Molecule: messenger RNA, 395 nt
Organism: Fopius arisanus
Lineage: Eukaryota; Metazoa; Arthropoda; Insecta; Hymenoptera; Braconidae
Gene: ND-MWFE
Product: NADH dehydrogenase (ubiquinone) MWFE subunit
Exons: 3
Coding region: 100-315 (71 amino acids)
Source: RefSeq, a predicted model, not a curated record
CACGCUAAAUCCGUUGAACAUCUGAUCGCAAUCCAAUAUCAUUAUUCAAAAAUUAUUUCCUUACGUUUUGGAGCAAAUUCAAAACGAUAAGCUGAAGAAAUGUGGUACGAAGUGAUGCCUGCUGCCAUUAUUAUUGGGACUUGCCUUGCAAUGCCCCAAAUUGCCGCCAUUUACUGGAACAAGGCCGUUUUUGGAAAUUCAUACAGAAGAAACCUCAACGAAUUCUGGGAUAGGCAUAUGUUCACGAGAGACACCAGAAUAGGUGGAGCUCCCUGGAUUAUCAAGGGUAUUGAAAACAUCCCCGAUGGAGAAUAGAGAUCUUAACAGCUAGUAAAUUUAUUGGAAUGUAUAAAACUGUAGAAUAAAACAAAUAUUUACUAAUCGGCACAAUAUAA